UGAAGGUGGUUGCUGUCGGUGGGGCUGCAGGAUGGCUGCUGCAGGAGAGCUGGCAAGCGGCGCUCGGGCGUAAAGACGCCCGCCCCAAGACUUGGUCCCCACAGCCCUAUGCACUAUAUAGAUAUAUAUCUAUAUUUCUGCCCGCACACAUUUUUGCACCUGCUUUCCCGAAGAAACAGAGCCGCGACCCUUGAGGUGUCCGGGGGCUGUUCUUGCUCUCCUCCUGCCUUUUUGCAGCUCGCCCACUUGGCGAACCGACGGGCGGGGAAUGCCUCUUGGCCUCUGACCCGGCUUCCCUCUCGCUCCCUCGACCUGCCGCUUGGGGGGAAAAUAAGCCAACAUAGCGGGGCACAUUCGUGCCGCGCCCGCCGCCUCGCCCAACCCAGCCCAGCCCAGCCCAGCCGCGCGCCUUUGGUCCGGCGGCGCCUCUCCUCUCCUAGCUUCGCACCCGCCGCGCCGAGAUGGCCGACCCGGCCGAGUGCAGCAUCAAAGUGAUGUGCCGGUUCCGGCCCCUCAACGAAGCCGAAAUCCUCCGCGGGGACAAAUUCAUCCCCAAAUUCAAAGGGGAAGAGACGGUCGUGAUCGGGCAAGGGAAACCAUAUGUCUACGAUAGAGUGUUACCUCCAAAUACAACUCAGGAACAAGUUUAUAAUGCCUGUGCCAAGCAGAUUGUUAAAGAUGUUCUUGAGGGUUACAAUGGUACUAUUUUUGCUUAUGGUCAAACAUCUUCAGGAAAAACACAUACUAUGGAGGGGAAGCUACAUGACCCACAGUUGAUGGGAAUAAUUCCAAGAAUUGCACAUGACAUCUUUGAUCACAUCUAUUCCAUGGAUGAAAACUUAGAAUUUCACAUAAAGGUUUCCUACUUUGAGAUUUAUUUGGACAAAAUACGGGACUUGCUUGAUGUUUCAAAGACAAAUCUUGCAGUACAUGAAGACAAGAACAGAGUUCCUUAUGUAAAGGGUUGUACAGAGAGAUUUGUCUCUAGCCCUGAAGAGGUUAUGGACGUCAUUGAUGAAGGGAAAACAAAUCGACAUGUAGCUGUUACAAAUAUGAAUGAACACAGUUCUAGAAGCCACAGCAUUUUCCUAAUUAAUAUCAAGCAGGAGAAUGUUGAAACUGAAAAAAAACUCAGCGGAAAGCUUUACCUGGUAGAUUUGGCUGGGAGUGAAAAGGUCAGCAAAACUGGGGCAGAGGGUUCUGUUCUUGAUGAAGCUAAAAAUAUUAACAAAUCUUUAUCUGCUUUGGGCAAUGUGAUCUCAGCACUGGCAGAAGGCACUAAAACGCACGUCCCGUAUCGAGAUAGCAAAAUGACCCGGAUUCUUCAGGACUCUUUAGGAGGGAAUUGUAGAACCACCAUUGUCAUCUGCUGCUCUCCAUCUGUAUUCAACGAAGCAGAAACCAAGUCUACUCUUAUGUUUGGUCAAAGAGCCAAAACUAUUAAGAACACAGUGUCUGUUAAUCUUGAGUUGACUGCAGAAGAAUGGAAGAAAAAAUAUGAGAAGGAAAAAGAAAAAAAUAAGACACUUAAAAAUGUUAUCCAGCAUCUGGAGAUGGAACUGAACAGGUGGAGAAAUGGAGAAGCUGUUCCUGAGGACGAACAGAUCAGUGCUAAGGACCAAAAGAACUUGUGGAGCCAAUGUGACCAACACCCCCCAUCACUCGCUGGCUAUUGUGCGGUUGUUGCCAGCAUCCCAGUUGAAGAGAAACAGGAAAUGAGGGAGGAAAUUACCAAAUUUCUACAGACGAGACUGGAUGAUAAGGAUGAUGAAAUUAACCAACAGAGUCAGUUGGCUGAGAAACUAAAGCAACAAAUGUUGGAUCAAGAUGAGCUCUUGGCUUCUACUAGGAGAGAUUAUGAAAAGAUACAGGAGGAGCUGACUCGACUUCAGAUUGAAAAUGAGGCUGCAAAAGAGGAAGUGAAAGAAGUUCUUCAAGCACUGGAGGAAUUAGCUGUUAAUUAUGACCAGAAAUCACAAGAAGUGGAGGACAAGUUGAGAUCUAAUGAACAGCUGGCUGACGAACUUCAACAGAAAACAUCUGCGCUGAUGUCUACACAGAGAGAUUUGGGUCAAUUGCAAGAGCUCAAUAACCAUCAGAAAAAGAGAGCUACUGAGAUCUUGAAUUUACUGCUUAAAGACCUUGGAGAGAUUGGAGGAAUCAUUGGUACCAAUGAUGUGAAAACAUUAGCAGAUGUGAAUGGUGUGAUUGAGGAGGAGUUCACUAUGGCUCGACUCUACAUUAGUAAGAUGAAGUCGGAGGUGAAAUCUCUGGUGAACCGCAGCAAGCAGUUAGAAAGUGCCCAGAUGGACUCCAAUAGGAAGAUGAAUGCCAGCGAAAGGGAACUCGCUGCUUGCCAGCUCCUCAUCUCACAGCAUGAAGCCAAAAUUAAGUCUCUCACAGACUACAUGCAGAACAUGGAGCACAAACGAAGACAACUGGAAGAGUCACAAGAUUCAUUGAAUGAAGAGCUGGCCAAAUUGCGUGCUCAAGAAAAAAUGCAUGAAGUCAGCUUCAAAGAUAAAGAAAAGGAACAUUUGACCUUGCUGCAGGAUGCAGAGGAAAUGAAGACUACGCUUGAGCAACAGAUGGAAAGUCACAGGGAAGCCCACCAGAAGCAGCUGUCAAGGCUGCGUGAUGAGAUUGAGGAGAAGCAGAAGACCAUUGAUGAAAUCAGAGAUAUGAAUCAGAAACUGCAGCUGGAGCAAGAGAAACUGAACUCUGAUUAUGAGAAAUUGAAAGCAGAAGAUCAGGAAAGGGAAAAGAAGCUGGAAAAGCUCAUAUUGCUUAAUGAUAAAAGGGAACAAGCAAGAGAAGAUCUUAAAGGACUGGAAGAAACUGUGGCUCGAGAAUUGCAAACCCUGCAUAAUUUACGCAAACUCUUUGUCCAGGAUCUUACCACCAGAGUAAAAAAGAGUGUUGAACUGGACAGCGAUGAUGGAGGCGGAAGUGCUGCUCAGAAGCAGAAAAUUUCAUUCCUGGAAAACAACCUGGAACAACUUACAAAGGUUCACAAACAGUUAGUACGUGAUAAUGCAGAUCUCCGUUGUGAGCUUCCUAAGCUUGAAAAACGACUUCGAGCUACAGCAGAGAGAGUGAAGGCCUUGGAGAGUGCACUGAAGGAAGCCAAGGAGAAUGCCAUGCGGGACCGGAAGCGAUACCAGCAGGAGGUAGAUCGCAUUAAAGAGGCCGUCAGAGCCAAGAACAUGGCAAGGAGAGCCCACUCUGCCCAAAUUGCCAAGCCUAUUCGCCCUGGUCAUUAUCCAGCAUCUUCUCCUACAGCUGUUCAUGCCAUCAGAGGAGGAGGAUUGUCCCAUUCAAGUUACUACCAGAACAUGAAAUAAAUACCAGAUCUGAUGCCACUCGCAUGUGAAAAUUCAGCAUCUGUUCACUAGUUCUUUUUCCUUUUGGGACUGGACCUGUACUCCUCCAUUCAUUGUAUGCUUUCUAUAGCCAUCUGCCGUGAACCAGAUUUUAUUUUUCAGCUUCAUAGAAUCUCCAUGUGUACAGAAGUGUGUCCAGCCCAGCUUUUCUUCAGAAAUCAUGUACAGUGUAUCUAACAAACUCACCUAAGCUAACCAUAGGAGGUCUGCCAUUCAGUCUCUGUCACUGAGUGACCGAGUUUGACCUUGUUGUGCCAGUUGUGUUGGGGCUUCUCAGCUGGUGUCACCGAUGCUUUUUAACAUUUUGUUUCGUUCUGUUUUAAGUACUCUGGUGCAUCAGCAAAAUCCUGACUCCUGGCCUCCAAGACUUAACAAUUCAACAACGAAGUGCCGUUGAAAGCAGGUUGAUUGUGUUCCAUCAUGACUUUCUGAUUUCCUGUAUAAUAUGCCUAUUACUUUAUAUUUUUGGAGGAUGACAGUGUGCAGUUAUAUGGUUUGGGGGGAAAAUAACAUGUGUUCAAAACGUAAAGUUCCCUUAAAAAAUUGUUUUUAAUAUACUGGUGAAAUCUUUGGAUUUGUAUUUAAAGUGGGGGUUGGGGGGAAUCUAACAGAAUUGUUAGAACGCUCAUGUGGUGAAGAUCAUAUUCGAGGGACAUGGAGGGAAAGGCUGGUUGGGCUUUCAGAACGCCAGCAGUCAUAAGGAGACACCAGCACCUCAGAAUUCAGCAUCUGAUCUACCUAUGAUAACACUUUAAGGUUCUCUGACAACCAUGGGGCAUCAUGGUCCAGAUUUGUAAUGGAGUGUAUCUGAAAAAGCAACUUUUACAAGAACAGCUAAAACCGCCCCCUUCCUCCUGUAACUCAGUUUUCUCAUCAUUUUGAAAGGAAUCAAAAAUAUGGCAAAAAAGUUGUACUGUGAUUUUUUUUUUCAUGGUGUUGAGCAGGGAAUAAGUGAGCAUGUUUCCUCCCUGUGCAGUGCAGAAGAAAAUACAUUGCUGGAGGAUAGCUUUUUGUUUUUUCUUGUUUGUUUUUAAUGCAUUUAAGACUACAUUUAUAACAGUAUAUGAUGGAACUGAGCAAUAUGCAAGUCUGCCUAGGGAUAGUAUAGUUUUAACACCUUUAACCAAUAGUGAGAUAAUUCAGUUUCUUUUGGCUUCUCUUUUAGUAAUAUACAUGAAGUGUUGAUGUGUAUAACCAUGGAAGAUAUAGAUAGGCAGACAGGUGGUAAAUGUGCUGCCGUGUUUUCUUUCACUUGUUACAUGCAUACAUUUGCAACUGUGCACAUACAAAUAUGUUAUGUCUCAUUCCAAAAAGACUGAUUUGGGGUUUAUGCUCCUUUAGUCUUGUUUGCUGCUGUAGCUUCUUUUUUUUUUAAGUUAAGAGUAAAUUUGGAGCUUUGGAAUGUGUUUGGCUGAUAUUGAGAGGUAAUCUGCUCUAGAGCCUUCCUAAAGAUUGUGAAUUGACUUCAGGCAUUUUCUCCUGAUGCUGCUUAGAAGUUCUCAGACGUAGCAAAAGAAGAUUGGGCUUUUGUUUAAUUUAUUACAGGUUGCACUUUUUAGGGGAUGGGAAAGGGGAGACUUUUGUUAUGUAUUUAAUGAAAGAUUGCAGAUUUUGCAUUUGUUUAAUUUAUUUUAUUAAGGGUUUUUUAAUUGUUUUCCUCACUUUUUUAAUACACAUGUAAAUGCACUGCCAGCAGAUUUUAAGUGUGACUUUGCCAUAUCUAAGCCCCACUUUUGGGAAUAAUGUAGCCAACCUGUUAGUUUUAUACAUAGCUAGACUCUGUAUUUAAAAAACAAAACAAAAACUAAGAAGCCUCCUGUAGUAUCUCUGUCUUACUUUCACUCUGUGUAUCAUGAUGAUUAUAAGAAGGCUUCUUCCAUGUAAGUUCUCCAGAAGCAGGCCAUAAUGUUUAGUAUUGUUUACUACGUGGACUGACCAUAUUAUGCAGAACAAUGUGUGUAGCAGCAACGUUAGAGAGUGCCAGUGAUGUUCUACGUGAGCAGCUGCCAUAAAUGUUAUGGCUACCACCUGGAAGCCAUGCAGAGGAUGUUUUAUGCAGCAUUAUCCCAGCUUUUGAGGUGUAGACAAGCUCAUAGAAGCAAAUGCACACCAUUCGUAAAGUAUUAUUGUUUUCUAUGUAGUUUUCAUAUGCCUGAGAUGCUGUGGAAUACAUUUGUGAUUUUUUCCCUUUUGCUUUUGUGUGCUAAAAGUUGCCAAAUUCUGCAUGCAUCAAAAUUAUCAAUGAAAUCUGCUAAGCAUAUUUGUGCAUCUCCAUUGGAAUGAAUGGAGACUCGACACAGUGCUUACUCUAGGGCUGCAUUUUGAGAUAGAACUUCUGUUGACCUGCAUAAAAGAGUGUAAAUCUUGAGCCUCAUGGCAAAACUAUCCUUAAUGUUCUUCUAAGGAAAAAAAUUCUGAUAUUUCUAAGAAACCGCUAGUUGCUGAUCAGCCAGUCAGUUCAUCUAGUUGGAAUUUCUUGGUUGUGGUAUCAGAGUUUCCAUUGUGGUUCAUAGAUGGCAGGUGAAAUGUGAAAAGGCAUACCUUUAUUAAAGCUGAAUUUGUGUUCAUGUAUUUUGAUACUGUGUCACUUUGAUUUCAUUUUGCUGUUAGAUUUGCUUUACGGAUCUAAGUUUUGAAGCACUAUCAAACUUCACAGCAUUAUACAUGCAGAAUUUUUGUAUGUGGAAAUUGAAAACUCAUCUUUGUUAUAUGGACAUCAGUAACCUGUGUUUUGUUUGCUUUAUACUCUUCCAGAGCCCCCCUCCUUUCCUCUAAAUGUUCAAAGCAUUUUUUCCAGCUUGUAAAAAAUAUCUGAAGAGCAGAAACUAUUUUGUAUUUAAUAUUGGACAAGUUAACACAUGCACCAUUCCAUUGAAAGCCAUUGCAGUGUGGAAUUUCUUAUGUUCAUGAUUUUCUUUUCUACUGUAUCAAAUUUCUUAUUCUUCUGACUGCUUAUCUUCAAAUUCACCUAUUAUUUAAUUGUUUUUUGGCACUGAGAAAAAUGGAAAUACCACGACAGAUACGUGUUAAAUGUGUUUUGCCAGGCAGAGAUGAGAAUAGAGUAUCUUGAACAUAUUAAUUCAGGGUACAUUUGGUAUUUCAAAGCUGCCUGGGCUUUAAUAUGUAUGUGAAUUAAAAACUAUCUGAAAACAGAGAGAAUUCCUUCCAUAACUGAUUUCCAAUGGACAGGAUUCUCUCUAUCCUUUCUUAUUCCUAAAUUUAACGUUCAAAUUGAUGGGCUGCUUUUUAGAAACUGAAUUAAUUGCGGUAAGCCCUGUGUUACACCCAGUACAUUCAGUUGAAAUCAGAUACUUUGCAGUCGCAGUGUGUAACAUCGUAAAAAUGUAAACCCUAAUUAUCUUAUUGAGGCCAGAAAUUUUUUAAAAAGUUUUUUAAAAUAUGAACGUUACUCAUGAGAAUGUUGUAAAAUAAUUUCUACAGGGUGAUACUUUCUCCUUUUGAUGGAUAAGUGGCUAAAACACAUUGGACAUUUGUCUGUUUAAACACUGAUAUGAAAGGAUUGCCACAUCCCAUUUUUGUGUUUUAUUCCUCAAUUCCUUCUGUGUCUGUGUUUUUUUGAAACACUUUUGAUAGUGAAAGAUGUGGGAGAACAAUAGGGGUUCAGGCAUUCUGUAGAUGUAUACAUGUCUAGUUUGUAAAGUGUGUAAUGUGUAUUCUCUGAGAUUUAUGUAUCUGUACAAUAGCUUGUUUUAGGGAAAAAUGAAAUGUGGGUACUUUUUCUGAUGGUUACAAUCUGUGGGAAAUUUCUACUAUUAUCAAAGAUGCUGUGAUGAAUCAAACUCUGUAACAGCUGAGAUGAACUUCCCCUUCCUUCCCCAUGGAUAAGUAUUUCAAUUUUGGUUCUAAAAUACUAUCUAUUAAAAUGUAUGGAUACACUGGCAGACUGCAUGAUGUAUCAUCCAAAAACUGUUCAAGUGGAAAUAAAAUUGAAGUAAACUUUA
Sphaerodactylus townsendi is the source of this 7345-nucleotide messenger RNA. RefSeq names its product kinesin family member 5C (gene KIF5C). The record is from RefSeq and is a predicted model, not a curated record. Gene Ontology annotation, biological process: microtubule-based movement. Gene Ontology annotation, molecular function: microtubule binding; microtubule motor activity; ATP binding. NCBI's taxonomy places the organism in Eukaryota, Metazoa, Chordata, Lepidosauria, Squamata, Sphaerodactylidae.